Oncorhynchus kisutch (coho salmon) is the source of this 8883-nucleotide messenger RNA. RefSeq names its product K(lysine) acetyltransferase 6B (gene kat6b). Gene Ontology annotation, molecular function: DNA binding; transcription coregulator activity; histone H3 acetyltransferase activity. The record is from RefSeq and is a predicted model, not a curated record. The transcript is spliced from 17 exons. Lineage: Eukaryota; Metazoa; Chordata; Actinopteri; Salmoniformes; Salmonidae. The coding region runs from base 570 to 7823 and encodes 2417 amino acids. Gene Ontology annotation, biological process: nucleosome assembly; regulation of transcription by RNA polymerase II. Gene Ontology annotation, cellular component: nucleosome; MOZ/MORF histone acetyltransferase complex; nucleus.
UCCACUUCACUGACUGAAGUAGGGAUGUCUACAGUGAAGAAGAAGGGGGAGGGAGGUACCACUUUGUCACAGGCUGCUAUGUAGAUUAACCUUUCAAUUAGUUGUUAUCAGGUCCUCUCUGUCUCAGCGCGAGCCUUCAGCGAAUCGUUUAGAGAUUAAAAAUACAAGGAAACCCCCAUAUGGAUGUGCCGCUGUGAGUGUGAUUAUGUAUAUCCGAUCGUCGUUUCAGUCAUCGUGUUAAUAAAGAAGAGGACUGUAUCCGAUAAAGAAAACUUGAAGAGUUAUCAUUUGGAUAUUGAAGGAACUUACGUCAUUCGAAGGAAUCGUGUUCCAGGUCGGUCGGUAACUGUCCCAACCUUCGAGGAAUUUACUAUCUAGCUACUUUCAUCUUAUUUUGUGAGGUUACAUGUGAGCUUCUACCUUGGAUGAGGAUUUACAGCAGGAAUGUAUUGAUGCCGAGGUGGAACAUUACUUUUUGACCUUCAAGAUGUGUUGGAUGUAUCAAAUGCUUCACAACAACAAGGGAUAUUCUCUAUGGAUCACUUUUUCCUAAAUCUCAUUGUUUAACCAUGGUGGAACUUGCUAACCCUCUGUAUACGGAGUGGAUUCUAGAAGCAAUACAGAAAAUUAAAAGGCAAAAACAGAGGCCUUCCGAGGAGCGGAUUUGUCAUGCGGUGGCUACCUUACACAGAUUGGACAAGAGGACCGUUCUGGAGCAGUUGGAGUUAAGUGUUCACGAUGGUUCCAUUCUCAAAGUCACCAAUAAGGGGAGCGUGUCGUACAAAGACCCUGAGCACCCUGGGAGAGGAGUAUCUUCAUCAACAACAUCGCUCAAACCUGUUAGUGCAAACCUCUCUGUCCCAUUGUCUAAAGGAUCUAUAUGGAAUCCCAGUGAACUUCGCCACGUUGACUGGAAUAAAAUUCUGAGGAGGGCCAUCGAGGGUCUGGAUGAUAACCACGGUUCCUCUCUGAAGAACAUCCAGAGGUACCUAAGGAACCAGGAUGAUCUAUCACACGUCUUGGACAACCCAGGGUUUCAGCAGAGGUUACGACUGUCCGCCAAACGGGCAGUCAACAACGGCCGGCUGCAGAAGAACGGCCCACUCUACAGGUUAAACCAGGAGGGUAGUGGAGUGGAGGGGAGGAACCAGAGGUGUCCAGGUGCUUCCCCAUUGGCUCUUCAGUGUGUCACUCUUCUUCCACAUGAGAGCGACCAGCUACGUGCUGACCCCAUCCCAAUAUGCAGUUUCUGUUUGGGAACGAAAGAGUCCAAUCGGGACAAGAGGCCAGAGCAGCUUCUCUCCUGUGCAGACUGUGGGAGCAGCGGGCACCCAUCUUGUCUGAAGUUCUCCCCAGAGCUGACCACAAAUGUGAAGAGAUUGCGAUGGCAAUGUAUAGAAUGUAAAACCUGUAGCUCCUGUCGAAUACAGGGCAAAAACGCUAGUGAAAUGACAGAAGGUGUAACAUCUAUGCAACAACAGGGAAGCCACCACACAGCCCCACACAUGCCUCCUGUCUCCUUGCAGGACGAGAUGCUGUUCUGUGACUCUUGUGAUCGGGGGUUUCACAUGGAGUGCUGCAACCCACCACUCUCAAGGAUGCCAAAAGGUACCUGGGUCUGCCAGGUCUGCAGGCCCAAGGAAAAUGGAAAGAAACUGCUCCAUAAGAAAGCCGAUGAGAUCAAACGUCGAUAUGCAAAGCCAAUCGGGAGGCCCAGAAAUAAGCUCAAACAUAGAAUGUCUGUAAGCAGUGGUGACGGCUCCAUGCUAGCCCGGGGAGGAAGGGGGUCACCUGGUAGGGGUCAAAAGCUUACCGUCUGUUCCACACCUUCAUCUGGUCAUGCAGCAUCUGUGAAGGACGCCACAGACUUAUUGGCUGUUGCUACAUCAAACCCCUGUUGGGCCGGUGACGCUGUCACCUUCACCACCCAAUUCACCACCUCUUCCACCCCCUCCACCACCCCCCCCCUCACGCCCACCUCGUCCUCCUCCACCCCAGCAGUUACACUCACUGUUAACAAGAAAACCAAAGGGCUUAUCGAUGGGCUUUCCAAAUUCUUUACCCCCUCGCCUGUCGGCCGCAGGUCGUCGCGAGCCGGCGAAAUCUUAGACCCCUCUGCCCUGAAAGGGUCACAGUCUUGUUGUCCUGCUAGGAAAAAGCCUGGCACUCCGCCGAAACUAUGGAAACUCAGUCCGUCUCAGUCAGUCGUUGGCUUAGCUGCAAAGUCUGAUACAACUCCAAGUCAAAAGCUAACCACCACCACCAUUUCUUUCUGUACACUCCCUCCCCCCCACCCACCCACGUCACUUGGACAUAGCCCUACCACCUCCCUGGUCUCCUCCAGCUCCACCUCCGCUAACUCCCCCCAGAGUUCUUCCAGCCAGUCUAGCGUCCCCUCCAUCAGCAGUCUCUCUAAUCACAACCAACUUAAGGGACUCUUUGACGGACUCUCCCAUAUCUAUGCCACUCAGGGACAAUCUCGGAAAAAGGGACUGCCUUGCUACGCACCACCUAAGCGCAGACACCGUAAGCAGGACUUAGGGUCCAGUGCCACCGCGUCCAAAACAUAUCCUCUCAUUCCACAUCCUCCCCAACAGCGCCUCGGAAAGAAAGAGAUGACAAAGAAUAGGUUGUUGUUGUCGUCCCACUCCUCCCAUCCCAGGCCCGGCCGGCCCAGGGGGCGCCCCUUUAAGGUGGUCAGUCACUUCAGACGUAACCCCUUUUUAAAAAAGCACAGGACGCUAGGCAGGCUAAGAUGUAGAGUGACCCCUCAGAAGGGACCCCAGGAAACACCAGGAAAGGGAGACAUGACAGACGAAGGAAGAAUUAAGGCAGAGCACGACCAUGGCUGUGAAGGUGAAUUGAGGGUGAAGCAGGAACCUGGCUUCGUAGCGGUCUCCAGGGAACAUGUCACAGAGGAAGACGUGGAGAUAUUCACACAGGUCCAAGAGCUCUCGUCGCAGAGAAAUGGAACCAUGACUAUCACUAACUCUGGACGAUACCCGGCCGUCAUUGAGUUUGGGAAGUAUGAAAUCCAAACCUGGCACUCAUCGCCUUACCCACCGGAGUACUCAAGAUUGCAAAAGCUUUACCUGUGUGAGUUCUGUCUGAAGUACAUGAGAUGCAAGAACAUCCUCCAGCGACACGCCAAGAAGUGUGGCUGGUUUCAACCUCCAGCCAAUGAGAUUUACAGGAAGGAUGACCUUUCAGUGUUCGAGGUUGAUGGAAAUGUUAGCAAGCUCUUCUGCCAAAACCUCUGCCUGUUAGCCAAGCUGUUCCUGGAUCACAAGACCCUAUAUUACGACGUGGAGCCUUUCCUUUUUUACAUACUAACAAAGAACGACGAGAAAGGCUGUCACCUUGUGGGUUAUUUCUCCAAGGAAAAACUUUGCCAGCAGAAAUACAAUGUCUCCUGUAUAAUGAUCAUGCCUCAGUACCAAAGGCAAGGCUUUGGAAGGUUCCUCAUUGAUUUCAGUUACCUUCUGACAAGGCAGGAAGGACAAGCUGGCUCCCCAGAGAAGCCUCUGUCAGAUCUGGGUCGCUUAUCCUACCUGGCAUAUUGGAAAAGUGUCAUGGUGGAGUACCUCUAUAAGCAGCCAGAUAAACACAUCAGCGUUAAAGGAAUAAGCAGGGCCACUGGGAUGUGUCCGCAUGAUAUCGCCGCUACUCUCCAGCAUCUCUGCAUGAUUGACAGGCAGGACGGCAGGUUUGUGGUGAUCCGAAGAGAGCGGUUGAUCCAGAGGCACAUGGAGAAGCUGCGAGCCAGCCCCAGGCUGAACCAGGUGGACCCUGACGCACUGCACUGGACCCCCAGCCCCAGGCUCAACCAGGUGGACCCUGACACACUGCACUGGACCCCCAGCCCCAGGCUGAACCAGGUGGACCCUGACGCACUGCACUGGACCCCCAGCCCCAGGCUGAACCAGGUGGACCCUGACGCACUGCACUGGACCCCCGCAGUGGCCCUCAACGCUGUCCUGUCUGAGGAGGAGAGAGAGGUCGAGAUGGAUGCUGAGCGACUGAAGGAGCAGGCUGGUUGGGAGAAUGAAGAGAGAGCGGUGUCCUAUCUGAUGACUAGCAUACAUCACCCUCGUCCUCCCACUAAGGUCUACAGUAAGAACCCCUUCAGAACAUAUGAGCGUCGCCCCACAACCGCUGGAGACCAAAGACUGCACGCCUCUGAGGAAUGUAGUGAUGACGAAGAUGAGGAUGAUUCUGAUGGAUCUCCUCCCAUCCUAACGAAAGCCCAUGCUAUGUUUGGUGUCAAGAGAAAGAGAGAGAGAGAGAGAGCUGAGAGAGCUGUCAUGCUCAAGAAGAGAGGUCGCAAGAGAAGAAGGAUUAAUAGCAGUGUGACGACAGAGACCAUCUCUGAGACGACGGAGGUUCUGAACGAACCGUUUGACAACUCUGAGGACGAGAGGCCCAUGCCCCUGCUGGAGAGGACCUGCAGGGUGGGCGAGAUGGAGGAGGAGGGGCUGAGGAAACCAGUGAAGAGACGCAGAGGUCGUCCGCGGCUGGAGAAAACCACGGAUAGAGACAAUCGUGAACACUGGAAUGAAGUAGCCAGUGUCCUGUCAAAGAAACCGGGCAGGCCUCGAGCGGUUAAGCGCAAGAAGGGCUGGCCCAAAGGAGUGAAAAGGGGGCCUCCAAAAUGGCGUCUGAAGAAGGAGAGGAAGAUGGGCUUCAAGCUGAACCUCUACACUCCCCCCGAGACGCCCCUGGAGGCCGAGGAACCCCACAUACAGGCCGAGGAGCCCAAGGAGGAGCCGGAGGACCAGGACAAGGCCUCGACCAUCACGGAGGAGGAGUCAGAGCCCGGCAGAGACCUGGUCAGUCGUGACACAGUUAUGGACAAGCAGCUGCCCUCAGAGCCCUACAUUCCCAUGGAGGAAGAGAGUCCUAGUAAACUGAGCUCCCCUGGGGUAUCUCCUGUGGUUUCUCCCAUGGCCUCUUCUCCAGUAGCCUCCCCUAUGGCCUCUAGAGCUAGCUCCCCUGUCUUCUCUCCUGUUGGCUCCGCUAUGCGUUCUCCCGUCAGAUCCCCCAUCCGUGACGAGCCACCGGAGGAGGACCCACAAGCCAGUGAGCACGGGGACUCUCAAGCUCCUUCUCCAUCCAAACAGCUGGACCACAGCACUGAAAGAUCAGCCGAGGAUGAUGAAGACGAAGAGGCCACUCACCUGGACGCUGACGAUGAAGACGAGAGUCGCAUGGAGUCGACAGCAGAGCCAGAGAAAGAGGAGCGGAGGCAAGAGCCAGAGCCUUGUCAGGAGCCUCCUGAAGCGGAGUCCUGCACCACCCUGACUUUUUUACAUCCAAAUGACAACAAUAAGGAUUCUGAACGACGUCAGGAGGGGUCUGAAGGGAUGGCCUAUAGGCGUGAGGAGGAGCGGCCGGCCAACACUGGAGAUGAGAGAAGAGAUGGUAUCCAGGAACAGGCACCAACCACAGUAGCAGCAGUAGACUCUGACCACCCCGUUGACUCCGAGUCAGAGGAGAGUAGCAGUCAGGAGGCUCGACGCCAGCCCCAGCAGACAGAAAGGGAUAGAGAGCGGCUUGCAGCUCUGAGUCCUUCUGCUGUGCUGAGAGACCGAGAGGAGGAUCGAGAGGAGGACCGAGAGACGGCCCAGGCUGUGCAGAGCCUCACCCAGGAGACAGAGCGCGACACAGAGACACUGCAGGACAACUCCAGCUCGGUGUUCCACCAGGAGGCGAGCCACAGCCUGCAGACCCACCCUAUGGUCCCCCAUAGCCCCCCUCACACCCUAACCUCGCUGGACGAAGGCUGCCCCCAGUCGGACCACAGCAGCCCCCUGUCCUCGGCCCACUCCCACCCCAGCCAGUCGGUGCGCUCUGUCAGCAGCCCAGCAUUGUCCAUCCUGGAGAGUAGCAGAGGCAGCAGCAGUGGAGGAAGUGGCGCGGGAGGAGGUUACACCCAGAUCAGCCCUGACCACGGCUCCAGCGGCGGAGCCUCCAUCUCAGUCCCCUCCUCCCUUCACAACAUGGAGACCAGCCCCAUGAUGGACGUGCCGUCUGUGUCGGACCACUCAUCCCAGCAGGUGGUGGACAGCGGCUUCAGCGACCUGGGCUCCAUCGAGAGCACCACAGAGAACUAUGAGAACCCCAGCUCUUACGACUCCACACUGGGGGGCAGCAUCUGUGGCGGUGCCGGGGGUCCGGGCGGACCUGGGGGCCCCCCUCAGAACAGCUGUUCCUACGGCCCCCUCCCCCCCAGUGGCCUGGUGCAGAGCAGCUGUGCCGUCAGCCAGCAAAUGGGGGGUGUAAACCCUGGAAGCUGUGGCAUGAUUCAGCAGAAUAGCCUGAGCUCCCCGCAGCACUGCAACGUCAAGUCACCACAGGGCUGUGUGGUGUUGGUGGAGAGACCACCGAGUAAUGGUCAGCACAGUCAACACAGCCAGCACAGUCACAGUCAAACAAUCAUACACAAUCCCCAUGGCCAUACUAGGCACACUAUCACUCCACACAAUCAGCAUCCGCACCAUAAUCAGCCUCACAGCGCUCCACACAAUCAACACAGCCAGAUAACGCAACACAACCCACACACACACCCUGCACACAGUCAGCCACAUGGUGUACAUCACAAUCAACACAGCCUUCACAGUCAACACAGCCUUCACAAUCAACACGGUCAACACAGCCUUCACAAUCAACACGGUCAACACAGCCUUCACAAUCAACACAGCCUUCACAAUCAACACAGCCACAGUCAGCAACAGGCUAUGACACAGUGUGGCAUGCCUACCAACUUCACGGCGCCCAUUCAGCUAGCUGACAUCCCUGAGUCAGGCAACCCCAACCUGAGCAGCAUCUAUGAGAGGAUGAACCAGGAGGGCUAUGGCAGCGGUCAUUACUCCCAGCCCUCGGCCACCUUCAGCCUGGCCAAACUGCAGCAGCUGACCAACACCCUCAUAGACCACCCUCACUCUCUGCCUUUUAACCACUCUGCCUCCCACGCCCACCCUAUCACAUCCUAUGCAAACAGUACCUCCCUGUCAUCACACUCGCAGCACUCUGGCCUGGUGUCUCUGUCCCAGUCCCCCCACCCCGGCCACCCUCGCCCCCAUGGGGUCUCUCCUCACCCCGUUGGCCCCCAGGUCCAGGUGCAGGCCACCAUGACCCCCCCUCUGACCUCCUCCCACCCCCUCAGCUCCCCACAGAUGAUGCUGCAGCGCAACACCAUGGGCAUCCCCAACAUCCCUACCUCCCAGUGGACUCUACAGGCUCAGAUGGCCCCCGGGGGACACAAGGGCCCCACACACAUUGCCAUGCGCUCCAAGUCAGCGGCCUCUGGUCUCUCCUCCCACCCCCACCACCAGCAGCAGAUGUACAGCCACACCCGUGGGCCCCCCCAGACAGUCACCAUGCAGGCCCCCUCAUCCCGGACGCUGGCAGCCAUGCCAAGGGGCAUGAACAUGGGCACGGUCAACAUCAUGCCGGCCCCUGGCAAUCCCUACAACCAUGCUGUUAGUGUCAACUCCAUGAACAUGCCCUCUGCCUCCAUCAACCACACCAUGAACGGCUACCACGUCACAACCCAGGGGCCAACCAUGAUGGCGGCCAACGGUGGUUACCACAGCAACCAGAUGUCAGGCCACCAGAUGACGGCGGCCUACAUGAACCAGUCGCCCGGGGCCCAGUACGCCUCUAUGCAGAUGGGCAUGAUGGGAACACAGCCAUACCCCCAGCAACCCAUGCAGGCUCCGCCGCACAGCAACAUGUACUCUUCAGCUGGUCAGCACGGAUACAUGACCAACACCGGACCCAUGUCCAAGCAGACACUCAAAGGGCCUUUCAUCAGACGGUAACCCAUGGUUACUAACCUAACGGUUAACGAAACCGUAGCUAAUCACAAACAAACUGAAUCAAUCUGACUGGAUGUUUAAAUCACACAAAUGUGCAUUAUUAUUACUAUGAGUCCUAGAUGCACAAAUUUGGCCUUUUUUUGUUUGUUGAUAAUGUUUGUUUCUUUGUUUUCAUUUUGUUUAUAGUUACUUAAAAACCAGCACUUGGAAAGAAUGCAAAAAGUUUCAUCAACAAGCAAACUUUUUACAACAAGCUACUAUCUAUGUCAAAGUAUUUUUGUUCCUAACAGAUUUGUGUUCUUUUAGGUUCUAAGCCUUACGUCAUGAAGAUAAAAAUGUAUUUAAUUAGUAUUAGUCUCCCUGGUCACUCCUUAGGGUAGAGGGGGGAGGAGACUGGGAAGAGACUUCAUCACCGGGAGUGAGUGUAGUUAUGUAGCAGCCUCAAACUAAGCCAUCUAAUGUGCCUGCUACAAACAGACUUAAACAAGUGGAUAUUCCUAGAACCUGUUCAGUGUACCUGUCUAACAGUGCUGACGAUUAGUUUGUACUAUACUCAUGCCUUUGUAUAUUUAAAUUAUUGUACUUAUUUUGUAAAGCAUGCUUCGGUCUCCUGUCUCCGUUAGUAACAGUGCAUUGAGUAGUACUGUACAAGUGUUGUGCUUAAUAGCAAGCCAUUCUAAAUAUAUUUUGGCCUUUAUUAGGUUCCCCCUCUCACAGGGCGGGGGAGAAGAUGAAACUAUAUUUUGUUAAUUCUAAUAAUGUAAAAAAAAAAGUGUAAACUUCUUUAGUCCCGUUCUUCUGUAUGUUUGAGAGGUUUCAUUGCUAUGUAUGUAUAAUUCUGAAGUCUUUUGGAACAGAUGUCCUACCUUGAGGCAGCUUUCUGUUUUAUAACACAGAAGACUGAUUUCUGUCAAGAUAACUAAGCAUAUCUUAGUGUUUGUACCCUGACUCUGAUUCUAAAACAUUUCAAAGAGGUGUACAAAUGUCGAGAAAUGUGGCGGAAUUUUAAAAAAACAACUAAAUGAUUGAUGAUUAUUAUUAAUAAUAAAGAAAUAUACAUUUA